AUGUUUUUAACAAGAAGUGAAUACGACCGUGGUGUCAGCACAUUUUCCCCAGAAGGUAGACUUUUCCAAGUUGAAUAUUCAUUAGAGGCUAUUAAACUGGGUUCAACAGCAAUUGGUAUUACCACAAGAGAAGGUGUUGUAUUAGGUGUAGAGAAAAGAGCCACUUCUCCAUUAUUAGAAUCUGAUUCUAUUGAAAAAAUUGUAGAAAUAGAUAAUCAUAUUGGUUGUGCAAUGAGUGGUUUGACUGCAGAUGCUAGAUCUAUGAUCGAGCAUGCUCGUACAUCCGCUGUUACCCAUAAUUUAUAUUACGACGAAGACAUUAGCGUCGAGACAUUAACUCAAUCUGUAUGUGAUUUGGCUCUAAGGUUUGGUGAAGGUGCUUCUGGUGAAGAAAGGUUAAUGUCCAGACCUUUUGGUGUAGCAUUGUUAAUAGCAGGUUACGAUAGGGAUCAAGGUUAUCAAUUAUAUCAUGCCGAACCUUCAGGAACUUUCUACCGUUAUAAUGCCAAGGCUAUUGGUUCAGGUUCCGAAGGUGCUCAAUCAGAAUUACAAAAUGAAUGGCAUUCUUCUCUAACUUUGAAAGAAGCUGAAUUAUUGGUUUUAAAAAUCUUAAAGCAAGUAAUGGAAGAAAAAUUAGAUGAAAGCAAUACCCAAUUGAGUAGCAUAACAAAAGAAAAUGGUUUUAAAAUCUAUAAUGACGACAAAACUGCUGAACUAAUUAAAGAAUUAAAGGAAAAAGAAGCCCAAGAAAAUCCAGAAGAACCUGAUGUCACCAUGUCAUAA
This is a messenger RNA of Vanderwaltozyma polyspora DSM 70294, 783 nucleotides long. It is a transcript of the gene PUP2, whose product is annotated as proteasome core particle subunit alpha 5. The transcript has a single exon. Bases 1 to 783 code for a protein of 260 amino acids. Gene Ontology annotation, cellular component: nucleus; proteasome core complex, alpha-subunit complex; proteasome core complex. Gene Ontology annotation, biological process: proteasome-mediated ubiquitin-dependent protein catabolic process. The record is from RefSeq and is a predicted model, not a curated record. NCBI's taxonomy places the organism in Eukaryota, Fungi, Ascomycota, Saccharomycetes, Saccharomycetales, Saccharomycetaceae.